AUGCCGACAGGUUGCAAAAUCAAAGCACUAAGGGCCAAGACGAAUACUUACAUUAAGACCCCCGUUCGUGGAGAAGAACCCAUCUUCGUCGUCACGGGACGCAAAGAGGACGUAGCCAUGGCCAAAAGGGAAAUUCUCUCAGCUGCUGAACACUUCUCCAUGAUCAGAGCAUCCCGCAACAAGAACGGCCCUGCCCUGGGAGGUUUGCCGUGUACCCCCAACCUGCCGGGCCAGACGACGGUCCAAGUCAGGGUGCCUUACCGUGUCGUUGGGCUGGUGGUGGGACCGAAAGGAGCAACAAUCAAAAGAAUUCAACAGCAGACCCACACCUACAUAGUCACACCCAGCAGAGACAAGGAACCCGUCUUCGAAGUCACGGGAAUGCCCGAAAACGUCGACCGGGCGCGCGAGGAGAUCGAAAUGCACAUAGCCAUGAGGACGGGCAACUACAUCGAGCUGAACGAGGAGAACGAUUUCCACUACAACGGUACGGAUGUCAGCUUUGAAGGAGGCACCCUGGGCUCUGCCUGGCUCGCUUCUAAUCCUGUCCCUCCUAGCCGCACCAGAAUGAUUUCUAAUUAUAGAAAUGACAGCUCCAGCUCCUUGGGAAGCGGCUCCACCGAUUCCUAUUUUGGAAGCAAUAGGUUGGCUGACUUCAGCCCGACGAGUCCCUUCAGCACAGGCAACUUCUGGUUUGGAGAAACGCUGCCUGCGGUGGGCACGGAAGACCUGGUGGUUGACUCUCCGGCGUACGACUCCUUACCGACUCCUUCCCAAACCAUUUGGACCCCUUUUGAACCUGUAAACCCGCUCUCUGGCUUCGGUAACGACCCGACUAAUAACGCCAAGCCUCAGCGCCGAGGGAGCCAACCAUCUACACCUCGCCUGUCGCCCACUUUUGCAGAAAGUCUGGAUCACCCCUUGGCUAGGAGAGUGAGGAGCGACCCGCCUAGCGCCGGCCACCAAACCGGCCUUCCCAUCUACAUCCCUGCUUUCUCCAACGGUACCAACAGCUAUUCCUCUUCCAACGGUGGCUCCACGUCCAGCUCGCCCCCCGAGUCGAGACGGAAGCACGACUGCGUCAUCUGCUUCGAGAGUGAAGUCAUUGCGGCCCUGGUCCCCUGCGGCCACAAUCUCUUCUGCAUGGAGUGUGCCAACAAAAUCUGUGAAAAGGAAACGCCAUCGUGUCCCGUUUGCCAGACAGCUGUUACUCAGGCAAUCCAAAUUCACUCUUAAAUAUAUAUAGCUAGUGUUAUACGUGGACUUUUCAAACUCUUAAAGGCAUGGGUGUAAUGGUACCCUCUAGUAAACUUCCUAAUGAAUUCUGACUGUUGGGCUUUCUUGGGAUUAGGCUGAAGUUGUUUAAUAAAUUUCGACUUUCUCAAAAGGCUGCUACGGUAACACUAAACCUAGGUGGUCUCUGUCCGGUUCAGUGUAAGCAGAUGGCAUGUUUAACAGAGAUACAUCUGGUGUGAUGCUACGGCAGAGCGAGGGGAAGUUUUCGUCAGUUAACAACAGCGUUAAAAACAAAUUCGACAGGUUUGUUUUUUUUUUUUUCUAAAGGAUCUCUGUGAAGCGUUGGGACUUCUGUGGGCUGGCAGCAAUGAACCUCGUCGCCUAAACGCAGAAGUACUCGUCCGUCGUGGAGGGUUUGUGGCAUUAUCAAUAUAUCAACACUUCCAAUGCUGCCUUCUUUACACUGCCAGUUUUGAAGUAAAAAAAAAACAAAAAAACAAAAAAACAA
Messenger RNA from Athene cunicularia (burrowing owl), 1744 nucleotides. It is a transcript of the gene MEX3C, whose product is annotated as mex-3 RNA binding family member C. The transcript is spliced from 2 exons. Lineage: Eukaryota; Metazoa; Chordata; Aves; Strigiformes; Strigidae. The record is from RefSeq and is a predicted model, not a curated record. Bases 1 to 1236 code for a protein of 411 amino acids. Gene Ontology annotation, molecular function: RNA binding.